Molecule: messenger RNA, 1871 nt
Organism: Liolophura sinensis
Lineage: Eukaryota; Metazoa; Mollusca; Polyplacophora; Chitonida; Chitonidae
Product: phosducin-like protein 3
Exons: 6
Coding region: 13-753 (246 amino acids)
Biological process (GO): protein folding
Cellular component (GO): cytoplasm
Source: RefSeq, a predicted model, not a curated record
GAGAUCAGCAACAUGCAGGACCCAAAUAGAGACACAGAAUGGAACGAUGUACUUCGGUCAAAGGGAAUUAUUCCUCAGAAAGAGAAGGAAAUAACCGAAGAAGAUCUGGUCAAGAUGGUGGAAAAUACUAUUGAACAAAAAGCCAAGAGUGUCUUACAUUGUUAUGUUUCAGGCAAAGGUAUGGGAGAGAUGACAUUAGAUGAGUUGAAUGAGAAUGAAGAUGAUAUAGAUGAGGAUGAUGAACGUAUGUUCGAGGAAUACAGGCGGCAGCGUUUGUUGGAGAUGAAGGUGAACCAGUUAAAGGCGCGGUAUGGUGAUGUCGUGGAGAUCAGCAAAGCGGAUUAUGUACAAGAAGUGAACAAAGCAGGAGAGGGUGUCUGGGUAGUCAUCCACGUCUACAAAGACUCAAUACCUUUGUGUAAGUUAAUCAACCAGCACUUCACAAAUUUAGCAAGGAAAUUCCCGCAGACCAAAUUCCUGAAAAGCGUGUCAUCCGUCUGCAUUCCUAACUACCCAGACAAGAAUCUGCCUACCAUUUUCGUUUACUUCGAGGGUGAUCUCAAGAAACAAUGGGUAGGACCUCAGGAAUUUGGUGGAAUGAAUUUAACACAAGAUCAGCUGGAGUGGAUGCUGGCAAAGGCAGGCGCCAUGACAACAGAGCUUGAAGAGCCACCGAAAAGGGAGAUAAAUGAUGUGAUGAAUAGUGCAAUCCGGGGCAGUAGGAUAGACAAUGACAGUGAUGAUGACUACUGACCAAUCACCAACCAGAUCUGAAAGACUCACAGUAACCAUGGCAACAGAAAUUGUGACACUACAUCAGCAGCAUCAAGACUACAAUGGAUGUUGUCCAGGAUGUGUUCACAGUAACCAUGGCAAGAGAAAUUCUGACGAUAAAUCAGCACAUUAGCAGCAUCAAGACUACCCGACAGAGCAAUGGAUGUCGUCCAGGAUGUGUUCCCCCAGUCUGAAGCCUGCAUUGAAAACUAAACAUGCACAAAUUCCCUAAUGAGUAGAUUAGGUCAGCCUAAUUAUGUACAGACACAUGUGGUUUGUCAUAUGGUUUGGUCAGCUUCGCAUGACUGAUCAGAGCUGUUUGGUCAGCUUCGCAUGACUGAUCAGAGCUGUUUGGUCAGCUUCGCAUGACUGAUCAGAGCUGUUUGGUCAGCUUCGCAUGACUGAUCAGAGCUGUUUGGUCAGCUUCGCAUGACUGAUCAGAGCUGUGUCACUAUUGGGGGCAGUGGGAAGUAGAUGGCAGGAAUGUAGCCUACACAGUGUUUGUACAUGUAUAUCCAUUGUACAGUUAGGUUCAUCAAGAUCACUCUGUCACUGCUGUGAACUAGUGCUAGUGCUAUAAAAAAAAAUGCUGGGUUGCCAUGGCUAGUUUGGUUAUAGUCACAAAUAAAAACAUCUACAGAAGGUUCUGUGCCAUUAGUGUAUGUUGGUUGCCAUGGUUUCUGACUACUCACUGGAUUACAUGUCGGCAAGAAUGUGCGAGAUGAAUCCGUGUAAUUUCACAUCAAAUUUGAGUUGAAAUGUUAAAGUGUUUUCAUGUGUACUGAGUGAUGUUCACAAGGAAGGGUUAUGUAGUGGUGAUGAGGGAACUGAUUUGGGGGUGGGGGUGGAGAGACACGUACAUUUCUGCAUUGAAUCUGUAAGUCAUUUGAAUGCCUGUUAUGUUCACAGAACAUGUUGAACAGGGAAUCAAAUUGAAAUUUGCUUGCAUACUAGUGGCAGAAAAUUUGAGCACGUGCUGUAUUUUGUACGUCAGAUAUUUUGAUACCAUAUCCUGUACUUGUACAUGUUUUACACUUCUUUGCCCAUGAUCAUUGUGCAUAAGCCAUGGACACAUGUACAUUGUGCAUAAUCCAUGG